Molecule: messenger RNA, 983 nt
Organism: Plasmopara halstedii
Lineage: Eukaryota; Oomycota; Peronosporomycetes; Peronosporales; Peronosporaceae
Exons: 1
Coding region: 190-390 (66 amino acids)
Source: RefSeq, a predicted model, not a curated record
CGAAACUCCUUAUUCAUUGAGGGAACUCUUACAGAUUGAGAUGGGUGGAUACGGGAGGAGACCAGACAAAACAUCAAGAUACUUCUGUUAAUAUAAGCUCGUGGGUUCCGUAGACGGGGAUGUAAUAAACGAGCAAAUUGUCAAUGUUGGUAUCACGAGAAAGACUUAGAAAUGUUGCGAUAGCAAAUAAUGCUAGGGAACGAAAUGUACAUUAGCGGCUUUACUUUUGUGGUGUUCGGGUGUAGAAUUCGCAUUGAAGUGCAUUUUAGCUCGAUGCUCACAUAUCUGGUGAACACAUUUGCGUCAGAAGCGAAUGUGAAAUCAAAACUCCAGUAUAACAAGAAACCAAAAAGUCCGAGCAUCGCAUCAGUCCGUCACCAUUAUUUUUGACCAUCAGCAUGUUGUGAACAUCACGGUGAGCUUAGAUUUAGAAGACAGCCCAACGAGCAGCAUGAAUUGAGACCAGAGAUAAAAUAGCAUCACAAAGGGUUUGUACUGUAGGUUUUCAAGUUUAGCCCACGAUCUGUAGCAUUAAGGUAAGCAUUUACGUUUCAGAAAAUAAGUAAAGUCGAAAACCCUUCGUGCACCUAAAACCUCAAAUUUGGAUCCAGACAGAAGGACUAACGGUCGCACAGCUUUUUCAAUGACCACAGAGCGGCGUCUGCGGCUCACAUAUACAAUCAGUUUAAUGGAAGAAUUUAUGCCGCCGCCUAACUUGCAUUAACAAAGUCUUCCUAUAUGACAAAUGCCUCAGCAAUGACGCUUGCUAGUUACGCCUGGAACGAUCCUAAUUGCCGGAAUAAACUCCAUCUGUUGGUACGCCAGGGUGACAAAAAGUUAACCCAUGCGAGUUUUGUGCUGUGAAUUCUUGAAGAAUGAAGAACAUUCACGCGCAUUUGAACCCGGGUACAUCGUGGCAUGAAUUUGAGUCACGCUUAUUGUGUUGUAUUUCCCAAUUUGCUUUCUUCGAGUUGCAUCACCAU